CUGGUGAACAAAAAGUACUUAUUGGUAAAUAGAGUUUUGGUCAUUUUGUUUGCCAUGAUAGUACAGACUGAUUGUUGUGUGCUCUGGAACCUUUGUGGUGAGCUCAAGAAUUGGCAGAUGGAAUAGGGGAAACAAGUUAUUUGAGUAUUUGACAAGCUAUGUACAGUGACGGUGCAUUGCCUGAGUGAGUGGGGAUUUACCAAAACCGGGGGAAGCAGGAAGGAAGCAGGAGGAGCUCAGAGAGCAGGUGGUGAAGUUCCUGCAGUGUGUCGAGGAGCUGGAGCUCUACUGCGGCAUGUGCAGCGAGUCCAUCAGGGACAGGGACCAAAAGCUGCAGGCAUUACCCUGUUCCCAUGUUUUCCAUCCCAAAUGGGUGUCUGCAGACAAACAAGACACACGGUUGUUCUAAAUGUUUCGAGUCCUCCAUGAAGCCUGGAUUUGUGUGAUUCUGAGACUGUUUGUGUGAUGGAUCAGCAAACACAGUAUGCUGAUUCCUCAUAUGGUCCUGAGUCAGGAUGUGCUGAAGAUGUCUGAGUUGUAAUAAUUCACUGCUCUGUGCAAAGGAUGCUGAACUGAGCCAAGUGUGUUCAUAUAUUUAUGGGUCAAUUUACUGUGUCGACUAUGUAAAUAUUUCAUUAUGGAAAAUAAAGUUCACUGAUGUAAUGCUGCUACUGACUAUUUUGUAUGGUGUUUUUUUAUGCUGUUGAUAUAUUGGUAUAGAUCUUUCUAAAUUAUUUUUGUUACUAAGUUUCAAAUUGAAAGUGAAUGUUAUUGUAUCCAACCAUGAGUUGGCAAUAAUAGAUGAACAGUUUUAACAUGUGUGCAAUAGGUGUUGUGUUUUUAACCAGUCUUACUAGUUUGCCAGCAUUUACUGAAAUUCCCAUUCAGGUGUUGAGGUUUGUACCGCCUACUGUUUCUUCACCUGAAGAGCUGGAAGGAAACGUUCCUGUAACCUCACUUUACAGGAAAACUUCAACCUGAUGGCAGCAGCUACACUCUCUGAAGAGGACUUGCUUUGUCCUCAAUGCUCUGAUAUUUACUGCCUUCCUGUUGUCCUUCAAUGUGGCCACAAUAUUUGUAGAGUUUGUUUACAGAAAUUCUGGGAAUGGAAAGGAUGCCGAGAAUGUCCUGUGUGCCAAGCUGUGUCGGUCUUUGGGAGGCCUCCCAUCAAUCUGGCGCUGAAGAUAGCUGCAGACAACUAUCAAGUGCAAAGGACCAACAGGAAUCAAGAAGUUUGUAUUCUUCACAACGAGAAGUUGAAGAUCUUUUGUCAGAAUGAUGAAGAGCCCAUCUGUCUCGUCUGCCAAACAUCAAGACAGCAUAGAGUUCAUGAGUGCUGCCCAGUAGACGAGGCCGCCCAACAGAAAAAGACAGAAAUUUCAGUGAAGCUGGAGUCUUUAAGGAAAAAGCUCAGGAUGCUGAGCAAGACGAAGGAGCAGUGGGAGGAAACCAAAAAUUACAUAAAGACACAGGCGGAUCAAAAUGAGAAAGCGAUCAAGGAGGAGUUUGAGAAGUUGCAUCUGUUCCUUCUGGAGGAGGAAAACACUAGACUGAAGGUGCUCAAACAGGAGGAGGAAAUUAAGUCCCAGGUGAUGUGUGAGAAGCUGGAACUCAUCAAGAGCCAGAUCAAGAGCCUCUCAUCCAUCAUCAGUGAUAUCGAGACAGCACUCAGAGCAAGGGAUUUACCGUUUUUACAGGACUACAAGCAGACAAAGAAAAGGGUCAAAUGCAACAUUCAGGAUCCAGAAUGUAUCAGAGAUAUCCUGAUAAACUCUUCAAAGCAUCUGGGAUUACUUAAGUUUGGAAUUUGGAAGAAGAUGGCUAAAAUCGUUAAAUAUGUUCCUGUCACUCUGGAUCCAAACACAGCCCAGUCCAACUUAAAGUUCUCUGAAGAGUUGACCUGCGUGCAAUACAGCAGCAAGCAACUCCUACCUGACAACCCUGAACGUUGCACCAGCCGAGUGUGUGUGCUGGGAGCGACCAGCUUCAUAUCUGGAAAGCACAGCUGGACAGUCGAUGUGGGCCAAGGAAGAGACUGGUACAUCGGAGUCGCCCAAGAAUCCAUCAAAAGGAAGAGUACCGCCUUCCUCGAACCGGCUGAGGGUUUCUGGGUCAUCGGCCUGUGCAAUGGAGACUCAUUCUGGGCUCAGACCUCGCCUCGCACCAAGCUCGUGUUGAAGCAGAAGCCAGAGAGGAUUACUGUAGAGCUGGACUGUGACAAAGGGAAGGUGGUGUUCAUCAAUGCUGCUGAUUUGACACCAAUACACACAUUUAAAGACAGAUUUACAGAGAGAAUUUACCCCUACAUGUCCCCUGGAUUGCUUGAGAAGGGGAGGAACUCAAGCCCAUUGACCAUCUGUCCUAUGGACAUAACUGUGGAUGUAGAGUAG
Messenger RNA from Thunnus maccoyii (southern bluefin tuna), 2390 nucleotides. Its product is annotated as zinc-binding protein A33-like. NCBI's taxonomy places the organism in Eukaryota, Metazoa, Chordata, Actinopteri, Scombriformes, Scombridae. The record is from RefSeq and is a predicted model, not a curated record. Gene Ontology annotation, molecular function: protein binding; zinc ion binding. The coding region runs from base 981 to 2390 and encodes 469 amino acids. The transcript is spliced from 9 exons.